Molecule: messenger RNA, 7836 nt
Organism: Aspergillus terreus NIH2624
Lineage: Eukaryota; Fungi; Ascomycota; Eurotiomycetes; Eurotiales; Aspergillaceae
Product: type I polyketide synthase
Exons: 3
Coding region: 1-7836 (2611 amino acids)
Biological process (GO): fatty acid biosynthetic process; secondary metabolite biosynthetic process
Molecular function (GO): fatty acid synthase activity; oxidoreductase activity; phosphopantetheine binding
Source: RefSeq, a predicted model, not a curated record
AUGGGUAGCACGCACAAUGAAUGGGAAAGCGAGCCCAUCGCCAUUAUCGGGCUCAGCUGCAAGUUUGCAGGAGACGCCAGCAACCCCGAGAAGCUAUGGGACAUGCUGGCCGAAGGACGAAACGCCUGGUCUGAAGUCCCCUCCUCACGAUUCAAUCCCAAGGCCGUUUACCACCCGGACAGUGAGAAGCUCAGCACGACGCAUGUCAAAGGCGCACACUUUAUAGACGAGGACAUAGGCCUGUUUGAUGCGGCCUUUUUCAACUUUUCCGCCGAAACUGCCGCAAUCGCCGGCUCCAAUACGUCGGUCUAUGCCGGCGUCUUCACCCACGACUACCACGAGGGCCUGAUACGCGACGAGGACAGGCUGCCGCGAUUCCUCCCCAUCGGCACCCUCUCGGCCAUGUCGUCAAACCGCAUCUCGCACUUCUUCGACCUCAAAGGGGCCAGCAUGACGGUCGACACAGGGUGUUCGACCGCCCUCGUCGCCUUGCACCAGGCAGUGCUCGGCCUGCGCACCGGCGAGGCCGACAUGUCCAUCGUGAGCGGGUGCAACCUGAUGCUGUCCCCGGAUAUGUUCAAGGUGUUUUCGUCGUUGGGGAUGCUGUCGCCCGACGGCAAGUCAUACGCCUUCGACUCGCGCGCCAACGGCUACGGCCGUGGCGAAGGCGUGGCAAGCAUCGUCAUCAAGCGGCUCAAGGACGCCGUCGAAGCGGGCGACCCGGUGCGCGCCGUCAUCCGUGAGAGCUUCCUGAACCAGGACGGAAAGACGGAGACCAUCACGUCGCCUUCGCAGGCAGCCCAGGAGGCGCUCAUCCGCGAAUGCUACCGCCGUGCUGGUCUUAGUCCGCACGAUACGCAAUACUUCGAGGCCCACGGCACCGGCACGCCGACGGGUGAUCCCAUCGAAGCGCGGUCCAUCGCGGCCGUGUUUGGACAGGACCGCUCGGAGCCCCUCCGCAUCGGGUCCGUCAAGACGAACAUCGGGCACACGGAGGCCGCGUCGGGGCUGGCGGGCCUCAUCAAGGUCGUGCUGGCUAUGGAGAAGGGGCAGAUCCCGCCGAGCGUCAACUUCCAGAAGCCCAACCCGAAGCUGCAGCUGGAUGAGUGGCGGCUCAAAGUGGCCACGGAGCUCGAGCCGUGGCCUGCAGCCAGCGACCAGCCCUGGCGUGCUUCUGUCAACAAUUUUGGCUACGGAGGGACCAACAGCCAUGUCAUCGUCGAGGGUGUCGGAUCGUUGGCUUCAUUAUUGCCUCGCAAGCAGCUGACCAACGGCAUUCACCACGCAGUUGACAGCAAGGCCGACGUCAAAACGCAGAGCAAGGUGCUUGUCUUCUCCGGACGUGACGAACAGGCGUGCCAGCGCAUGGUGUCCAACACAAAGGAGUACCUGGAAAGACGCAAACUGCAAGACCCAGGCAUGACGGCGGACAAGAUCAACGAACUCAUGCAAAAUCUAGCCUGGACCCUCACCCAGCACCGCUCGCGAUUCGCGUGGGUUUCAGCACACGCAGUGAAGUACUCAGACAACCUCGACCAGGUCAUCCAGGGCCUGGACGCCCCGCAGUUCAAGCCCGUGAAGGUCGCGACCACGCCAGCCCGGAUCGGCAUGGUGUUUACGGGCCAGGGAGCGCAGUGGCACGCCAUGGCGCGCGAGCUCAUUGACCCGUAUCCCGUGUUUCGGUCAUCGCUGUACGAGGCGGAGCGCUAUCUCCGCGACAUCGGCGCCGAUUGGUCUCUCACUGCGGAGUUGAUGCGAGACGCUGCCACGACGCGCGUCAAUGACACGGGGCUCAGCAUCCCUAUCUGUGUUGCAGUGCAAAUCGCACUGGUGCGGCUGCUCAGAUCAUGGGGCAUUGUACCCUCCGCCGUGACGAGCCACUCGUCCGGCGAGAUCGCCGCCGCUUACACGGUGGGCGCCCUGACGCUGCGUCAGGCCAUGGCCGUCGCAUACUACCGUGCCGCCAUGGCCGCGGAUAAGACGCUUCGCGGCGCCGAUGGCGGUCCCAAGGGUGCAAUGGUCGCGGUUGGAGUCGGGAAAGAGGCUGCUGAAGGCUACCUGCACAAGCUCCCGAGUACCAGCGGCAAGGCCGUGGUGGCUUGCAUUAACAGCCCCUCCAGCAUCACCAUCGCCGGUGAUGAAGCGGCCGUACAAGAAGUUGAGGCGCUGGCCACGGCUGACGGUGUCUUCGCCCGUCGUCUCAAGGUCGACACCGGAUACCACUCUCACCACAUGGACCCCGUUGCUGAGCCGUAUCGCCAGGCCCUCCGCACUGCACUGGCACAAAAGGACAGCGACGAGGGCCAAGCAUUGCCCGACAAGGUAGAUGGAGAACCCUGGGCAGGGGCAUACCGUGCCGCAUUGCACGAGGCCUUGCCCGAUGCUAUUGAGAAGGGUAGCCUGGACAGCAUCAUCUUCUCUUCUCCCGUCACUGGAGGCCGAGUCACUCGCGCCGAAGUACUGGCCGACCCCGAACACUGGGUACGCAGCCUUGUGCAGCCCGUGCGGUUUGUUGAGGCUUUCACGGACAUGACAGUCGGCGGCAAUGGCGAACAGGAGCGCAGCAACGUCGACGUGAUCCUCGAGGUAGGACCUCAUACAGCACUAGGCGGUCCCAUCAAAGAGAUUCUGUCGCUGCCCGAGUUCGAGGGCAUCACGCUGCCUUACAUGGGCUGCUUGGUGCGCAAGGAAGACGCCCGGGACUGCAUGCUCGCGGCAGCCGUCAAUCUCCUCGGCAAGGGCCAGCCGGCCAACUUGACCAGGAUCAACUUCCCCUGGGGUCUUCAAGGGCCGGCUAAGCCACGAGUCCUGACCGACAUGCCCUCGUACCCGUGGAACCACAGCAACAGACACUGGAACGAGUCGCGGCGCAACCAAGCGUACCGCCAGCGCAGCCAGGAGCCCCACGAUCUUCUCGGGGUGCUGGUUCCGGGGACCAAUCCGGACGCCGCUUCCUGGAGACACAUCGUACGGCUGUCAGAGGCGCCCUGGUUGAGGGACCACGUCGUCCAGGGCAACAUCCUGUAUCCCGGAGCGGGAUUCGUGUGCCUGGCUAUUGAAGCAAUCAAGAUGCAGACGGCCAUGGCGAGUGCCACCCCGGACGCUGGUGAACUGGCGGGCUUCAAGCUGCGCGACGUGGAAAUCCACCAGGCCCUGGUGAUAGCAGACACGGCAGAUGGUGUCGAGGUGCAGACGAUCCUGCGACCCGUAGAUGGCAAGACGAUUGGCGCCCGCGGCUGGAAGCAGUUCGAGAUUUGGUCUGUGACUGCGGACAGCGAGUGGACAGAGCACGCCAGAGGACUUAUCACGGUGCAGAUGGCGGCUGACACAGCCAAAACCAACGCAACUAGCCAUAGCAGCGCCAGCUUCCUGGACGAGUCGGGCUACACGCGCCGCAUCGACCCGCAAGACAUGUUCGCGAGUCUGCGAGCAAAGGGCCUCAACCAUGGACCCAUGUUCCAGAACACGGUGAGCAUUCUACAGGACGGCAGGGCAAAGGAACCGCGCUGCGUCGUCACCAUCAAAGUCGCCGACACGUCGUCUCCCAAGGACAAGGGCAGAGAUCUUCAGAAUGUGCUGCACCCCACGACACUCGACUCCAUCGUCCUCUCUUCGUACGCUGCGGUGCCCAGUGCAGACCCUUCCAACGACGACAGUGCCCGGGUGCCACGGUCCAUCCGCAAGCUGUGGGUGUCGAACCGCAUCAGCAACACGCCCGGCCAUGUCUUUACCUGCAACGUGAAGAUGCCGCAUCAUGACGCGCAGAGCUACGAGGCUAACGUGAGCGUCCUGGAUCAAGAUGGGACCAGUGAAGUCGAGCCCCUGCUCGAGAUGCAGGGCCUUGUUUGCCAGUCUCUGGGCCGCAGCGCACCGGGCGAGGACAAGGAGCCGUGGAACAAGGAGCUGUGUGCCAACGUCGAAUGGGGUCCCGAUCUAGCCCUCUCUCUAGGACUGCCUGGCGCUCAAGACGCCAUCGACAAGCGGCUCAACACGCUCCGGGAUGAAGUAGCGGGCACGGACAGCCGGAGCAUCGAGGUGCAGACCGUGCUGAGACGCGUGUGCGUCUACUUCAGCCACGACGCCCUUGAGGCACUGACGGAGACGGAUGUAGCCAAUCUCGCCUCGCACCAUGUCAAAUUCUACAAGUGGAUGAAAGACACGGUGAGCCUGGCCGCGUCGCGCCGCUGGAGCGCCGAAAGCGACACUUGGACGAGCGACCCUCCGGCCGUCCGCCAGCACUACAUUGACCUUGCUGCUAAACAAAGCGUCGACGGAGAGCUUAUCUGCCACCUGGGACCGUUGCUCUUGCCGAUUUUACGCGGCGAGAGAGCGCCCCUCGAGGUCAUGAUGGAGGACCGGCUGCUGUACAAGUACUAUGCUAACGCUUACCGGCUGGAGCCGGCCUUUGGACAACUGAAGUCGCUGCUCGCCGCCGUCUUACACAAGAACCCACGGGCUCGCGUCCUUGAGAUCGGAGCGGGAACAGGAGCCGCCACGCGACACGCCCUCAAGACGCUGGGCACCGACGAGGACGGCGGUCCGCGGUGCGAGAGCUGGCAUUUUACAGAUAUUUCCUCUGGCUUCUUCGAGGCGGCGCGCACCGAGUUCUCGGCCUGGGGCAACCUCCUGGAGUUUGACCGGCUCGACAUUGAGCAGAGCCCCGAGGCCCAGGGCUUCAAACUGGCCAGCUACGACGUCGUUGUGGCAUGCCAAGUGCUGCACGCAACCAAGAGCAUGGCGCGGACCAUGAGCAACGUCCGCAGUCUCAUGAAGCCCGGCGCAACGCUGCUGCUCAUGGAGACGACGCAGGACCAGAUUGACCUGCAGUUCAUCUUUGGUCUUCUCCCCGGAUGGUGGUUGAGCGAGGAGCCCGAGCGCCAUUCGAGUCCGUCGCUAUCUAUUGGCAUGUGGGAUCGGGUACUCAAAGGGGCAGGCUUUACGGGCGUGGAAAUUGACCUCCGCGAUGUCAAUGUCGACGCUGAGAGCGACCUGUACGGCAUUAGCAACAUUUUGUCGACGGCGGCCAGCCCGAGCCCCGAGCUAGACUCGUCCCGGGUGGUCAUUGUCACCAGCGAUAAGGCGCCCCCUCAGUCAGGCUGGCUGGAGACCUUGCGAAAGUCCAUAGCCCAGGUCGCUGGAAACCGCGUGCUUCCAGACGUUCUGGCCCUUGAGUCGCCGGGACUUACAGCUGCGACGUACACUGGCAAGCUCUGCGUGUUUGUGGGCGAACUCGACAAGCCCGUACUGGCUGGCCUCGACGCCGCCGACUUACAGGGCCUAAAAACCAUGGCAUUGGGCUGCAAGGGCCUGCUCUGGAUCACCCGUGGUGGCGCGGUCGAGUGUACAGACCCAGAGUCUGCUUUGGCAUCGGGGUUUGUUCGCGUCCUUCGCACCGAGUAUCUCGGACGUCGAUUCCUGACGCUUGACUUGGAUCCUCGAACAGCUGAAAUGGACACCGCAGCCAUUGUACAGGUCCUCAAGUCUUGUCUCGCCGCCUCGGAUGCUCCGGCACCCAUUGAGAGUGAGUUUGCGGUGCGCGACGGCCUCAUCCUAGUUCCGAGGCUAUACAAGGACGUGGUGUGGAACGCACUGCUGGAGCCCGAGGUACCAGACUGGGCUUCUCCCGAGACGAUCCCCGAGGGGCCUCUCUUCCAACCCAAGCGGCCGCUGCGGCUGGAGGUUGGCAUCCCCGGUCUGCUGGACACAUUGGCAUUCGGUGACGACGAUGGAGUCGCCGCGGACUUGCCCGACGACAUGGUCGAGAUCGAGCCGCGCGCAUACGGCCUGAACUUCCGCGAUGUCAUGGUAGCCAUGGGCCAGCUUCGCGAGCGCGUCAUGGGCCUCGAAUGCGCUGGGAUCAUCACCCGUGUCGGCAGCGAGGCCGCCGCGCAAGGCUUUGCUGUCGGUGACCAUGUCAUGGCCCUACUCCUUGGCCCGUUCAGCAGCCGCCCUCGCAUAACCUGGCAUGGCGUCAUCAACAUGCCUCAGGGCAUGAGCUUCAGCGACGCAGCCUCGAUACCCAUGAUCUUUACCACGGCAUACGUGGCUCUGGUCCAGGUUGCGCGUCUCAGGCAUGGCCAGUCGGUCCUCAUCCACGCCGCGGCCGGAGGCGUCGGACAGGCGGCCGUUAUGCUGGCGCAGGACUAUCUAGGCGCCGAGGUAUACGCAACUGUCGGGUCGCAGGAGAAGCGCGAUCUCCUCACACGCGAGUACGGGAUCCCUCCCGAGCGCAUCUUCAACAGCCGUGACGCCUCUUUUGCGCCCGCAGUCCUGGCGGCCACUGGAGGUCGGGGCGUCGACGCGGUGCUCAACUCGCUCGGCGGCUCGUUGCUGCAGGCCAGCUUCGAGGUGCUCGCGCCGUUUGGCAAUUUCGUGGAGAUCGGCAAGCGAGACCUCGAGCAGAACAGCCUGCUGGAAAUGGCGACGUUCACGCGCGCCGUAUCCUUCACCUCCCUCGACAUGAUGACGCUUCUGCGCCAGCGUGGGCCCGAGGCGCAUCGUAUUCUGAGCGAGCUAGCACGCCUCGCGGGACAAAAGAUCAUCAAGCCCGUCCACCCUGUCACCGUCUACCCUAUGGGACAGGUCGACAAGGCCUUCCGCCUCCUGCAGACGGGGAAGCACCUCGGGAAGCUGGUAUUGUCGACCGAGCCCGAGGAGCAGGUCAAGGUGCUACCUCGACCGGCGACGCCAAAGCUGCGGUCUGAUGCGUCCUAUCUCCUGGUGGGAGGCGUGGGCGGCCUGGGACGGUCUCUCGCGAACUGGAUGGUCGACCACGGCGCGCGCAACCUCAUUCUCCUCUCGCGCAGUGCCGGAAAGCAGGACACCAGCGCAUUUGUCGCACAGCUGCGCGAGGCCGGCAGUCGCGUGGCGGCCAUCAGCUGCGACGUGUCUGACAAGGAGGACCUGGCCAAGGCCCUGCGCAUCUGCGAGCACGACCUACACUUCCCGCCGGUGCGCGGCGUCAUCCAAGGCGCCAUGGUGCUCCAGGACUCAAUCCUCGAGCAGAUGACCAUCGACGACUGGCAGGCCGCCAUCCGGCCCAAGGUAGCGGGCACCUGGAACUUGCACGAACGCUUCUCGCAGCGCGGGUCGCUCGACUUUUUCGUCAUGCUGUCGUCGCUGUCCUGCAUCCUCGGCUGGGCCAGCCAGGCCAGCUAUGCGGCGGGCGGCACGUACCAGGACGCCCUCGCGCGCUGGCGCUGCGCCUCCGGACUGCCAGCCGUGUCCCUCGACAUGGGCGUCAUCAAGGACGUCGGCUACGUCGCCGAGUCGCGCACCGUGUCGGAUCGGCUGCGCAAGGUCGGUCAGUCGCUCCGGCUGUCGGAGGAAUCCGUGCUGCAGACGCUCGCGACGGCAGUCCUGCACCCCUUCGGCCGGCCUCAAGUCCUACUAGGCCUGAACUCGGGCCCCGGCUCGCACUGGGACCCCGCCAGCGACUCCCAGAUGGGUCGUGACGCCCGCUUCAUGCCCCUCAGGUAUCGCAAGCCCGCUGCGUCGCGGGCCCAGGCCCAGCAGGCGGGCGGUGAUUCGGACUCGGAGCCUCUGUCGGCCAAGCUGCGGACGGCGGAAUCGUCUGAUGCUGCGGCUCGUUGUGUCGGGGACGCCAUUGCCACCAAGUUGGCGGACAUAUUUAUGGUCCCUGUCGACGAUAUUGACCUCUCCAAGCCGCCGUCGGCGUACGGCGUGGACUCGCUUGUGGCGGUUGAGUUGAGGAACAUGCUGGUUUUGCAGGCUGCGUGUGACGUGUCGAUCUUUAGCAUUCUGCAGAGCGCGUCCCUCGCGGCGUUGGCACUUGACGUUGUGGCCAAGAGUGCGCACGUUGAGAUAGCUGCAUAG